Molecule: messenger RNA, 3488 nt
Organism: Lutzomyia longipalpis
Lineage: Eukaryota; Metazoa; Arthropoda; Insecta; Diptera; Psychodidae
Gene: AcCoAS
Product: acetyl-coenzyme A synthetase
Exons: 7
Coding region: 444-2441 (665 amino acids)
Molecular function (GO): acetyl-CoA synthetase activity; AMP binding
Source: RefSeq, a predicted model, not a curated record
GCCACGACAUUUGCCCGAAUCCUCACGCGAUUUCCCCACAUACAGUAUGAACUUGCAUAGGUGGCCAAAGAGACUCUCGGAUUCAGUCGCUGUUCACCAGUCAUUGCGUGGAGUUGUUGCUACUCCACAGGGCCCCACAUUGAAGAAGAAAAAAAAGUUUAUUCAAACCUCCUAAUCACAUUCUGUGUCUGUGUUUUGUGAGCUGUGGAGUUUUUUUGUGUGUGACCUCGUGCUAGAGUUGUCUACCUCAUCUCUGUUUGACUCUGUAGCACUGGUGAGGGACAUCCAGGUGAUUUUAUUAGCAACACUGUUAAAAUUUGGGCCAGCCAAAGAGGUGGGAGACGGUCCUCGCGGGGGCUGUGAAUUUUAUUGAUUCCCUUUGUGCGAAGGAUAGUGUGAAAAAAUCUGCAAGGAUUUCGGUGUGAAAAGCAGAUUAGAAAAAAAUGCCAUCAGAAAAGUCAGUUUAUGAACCAAAUCCGGCUAUAAGUCGGUCAGCCUUUGUGUCCAGUAUGGAGCAAUAUAGGGAACUCCAUGGGCAAUCCUUGGAGAAUCCCGCCCAAUUUUGGGGGAAUAUCGCCAAGCAAUUUCACUGGGAAACUCCGGCGGAUCCCGCCAAAUUCUGCCAGUACAACUUCGACAUCUCCACGGGGCCUGUCUCCAUAAAAUGGAUGGAAGGUGCAAGCACCAAUAUUUGCUACAAUCUCCUUGAUAGGAAUAUUAAGAAUGGGCACGGAGACUCCAUUGCGUACUACUGGGAAGGAAAUCAUCCAGAUGACUACAGCCGAUUGACGUACAGAAAGCUCCUUGAGGAGGUGUGCAGAUUCGCAAAUGUCUUGAAGGCGCAUGGGAUUAAAAAAGGUGACCGUGUGUCCAUCUACAUGCCCAUGGUGCUGGAAUUGCCGGUUGCAAUGCUCGCGUGCGCCAGAAUUGGAGCUGUUCAUUCAAUUGUGUUUGCUGGUUUCUCCUCAGACUCCCUCGCGGAGCGAAUGAAUGAUUGCAAAGCAAAAGUUCUCAUUACAACGGAUGGUGCGUGGCGAGGUGAGAAAGCCCUCCCACUGAAGGCUCUCUGUGACGAAGCUCUGGAGAAGUGUGAAGCUCUCGGGCAUCGUGUUGAUACCUGCAUUGUUGUGGCGCACAUGAAUCGUGUCACGCCUGGCAAGGAAGGCGGGGAUCUUCCACAGAUCCCAUGGAAUGAUGAUCGUGACUUUUGGUGGCACGAUGAGAUGGAGAAUCACGAAGCAGCAUGUUAUCCGGAAUGGAUGGAAGCUGAAGAUCCGCUAUUUAUGCUCUACACAAGUGGAUCAACGGGAAAACCCAAAGGAGUGCUGCACACAACAGCUGGUUACCUUCUCUACGCAAGUACAACGCUUAAGCUUGUCUUUGACUACAAACCAGGAGAUAUCUACUGGUGUACUGCAGAUAUAGGCUGGAUUACUGGACAUACAUAUGUUGUUUAUGGCCCUCUUGCCAAUGGAGCUACCUCAGUUAUGUUUGAAGGAACUCCGUUCUUCCCAGACAACGAUCGCUACUGGCAGGUUGUGGACAAGUACAAGGUUAAUCAGUUCUACACAGCACCCACAGCUAUAAGAGCUCUCAUGAAAUUCGGCGAUGAACCUGUUAAGAAGCACGAUCUUUCAUCCCUCAGAGUUUUGGGAAGUGUGGGUGAGCCUAUAAAUCCCGAAGCAUGGCUUUGGUAUUACCGCCUAAUUGGGAAGGAAAAAUGCUCCAUUGUGGAUACAUUCUGGCAGACAGAGACUGGUGGGCAUGUUAUUACACCCCUACCAGGAGCGACCCCCAUGAAACCAGGUUCAGCAAGUUUUCCCUUCUUCGGCGUUCAGCCCAUUCUUCUCGAUGAGGGUGGCAAGGAGAUUGAGGGUGAAGGUGAGGGCUACCUUGUCUUUGCACGUCCCUGGCCAGGAAUGAUGCGUACUCUCUUCAAUAAUCACGAGCGCUUCGAAUCCACCUACUUCUCCAAAUUUCCCGGCUACUACUGUACAGGAGACGGUGCUCGCCGUGAUGCCGAUGGAUACCUCUGGAUUACGGGGCGUGUCGAUGAUAUGCUCAACGUUUCGGGGCACUUAAUGUCCACAGCUGAAGUGGAGUCAGUUCUCACAAAGCACAGUGGUGUAUCGGAAGCGGCUGUUGUUGCACGUCCUCAUCCAGUCAAAGGGGAAUGCCUGUAUUGCUUUAUCACCCCCAAUGAGAAUUCCACAUUCGACAAGAAGCUCGUGGAUGAACUGAAAAAGUUGGUACGUGAGAGGAUCGGCCCAUUUGCCCAGCCGGAUGUCGUUCAGCACGCACCGGGACUUCCAAAGACGAGAUCUGGUAAAAUUAUGCGACGCAUCUUGCGCAAAGUGGCCGUAAAUGAUCGCGAUGUUGGUGACAUUUCCACCCUUGCGGAUGAAUCAAUAGUUGAGCAACUUUUCCAGAAUCGUCCGUAAAAAGAAAAUAACUAAAAACAUCCCUCUAAAAUAAAAAAAAGGAAGAUCUUAAAUGUUUUAAGGCUAGAUAUUAGUUGAACACACACAUUGCGCGGAAAGUGCUCCCAGGAGAGCACACAAAUGCAAUAAAAUGCAAGGAAUAACGUUUUAAUUUAACAUUCAUUAAAAGAAAGUUAAGUUUUAGUGUUUAAAAAAAGUCUAUUGGUGCGAUGGUGGGGUCUGAGAGAAUUCAAGAUGUGAUUGAGCGAAAAUAGUUUUUAAAUUGUUAAUUAUUUUUGAGUGUGCUGCAUUGCAGUUUUGUUGAGUUUUAAUUAGAAUUUAAGUUGAAUACUUUUAAAAUAAUUAAAAUUCUCUUUUUUUUUUUACAUGUAAGUGACACCUGUACAUACCAUUUAAAUUCUAGAAAAAAAAGAACAUUCAACUUUUUAUCACUAAAAUCUACAGGUGAUAAGAAUGAAAGAAAAAUGUUCCUCUAACGCAAACACUUUGUAAUAUUUCUUCAGUUAUUAUCUUGAAUAUUUUUUUUUAUAAAUAAUAUUUCUUUAAAUUAAGUUUUCUUAAUGCUUAAGAAAGUAAUAUUAUUGUGCAGCCUUUAGCGCUGAAGGAGACUUUCAUCUCAAAAAAAUAUACAUUCUUUGGAAGAAAAAAAAAAGAAAAUGGAAAAUCUAUUUAGUGUCUAUGAGUGAUAUAUACAAUGCGACAAAACCUACUAAAAAAGGAGCAAAAGAAAAUGUUUAAUGUGUAUUCACAACCGCCCAAAUGAUACAUAUCAUUCCAGCGUGUCUCAUCCCUUUUUUGUGGACUCGUGUGGAACAUUUUACUCUCCAAAAAAAUAUGCUAUUUACAUAAAUAUUUGUUUCUCGUUGCUGGCUUAAAAAAUUCACAUAUUUUAGGAAAAGAUGAAAAGGACAACGCCUAGAGAAAUGAAAUGUUCAGAAAAAUAAAAGAAUUGUUGAGCAGGUAUAUAUACACACAAAAUAUAUAUUAUAGAAAAAAAUGAAGAAAUAUUAAUGUGUUGAAGAAAUAUACUACAAAAUUAUCCCGCAA